Molecule: messenger RNA, 572 nt
Organism: Limanda limanda (common dab)
Lineage: Eukaryota; Metazoa; Chordata; Actinopteri; Pleuronectiformes; Pleuronectidae
Gene: borcs7
Product: BLOC-1 related complex subunit 7
Exons: 5
Coding region: 11-322 (103 amino acids)
Cellular component (GO): BORC complex
Source: RefSeq, a predicted model, not a curated record
ACAACUUAAAAUGGCGUCAGCUGAGUCGCAGCCGCGGUUCGGGCAGUCUGUCAAAGGUUUAUUAUCCGACAAGGUGGGCUCCUGUAGCGGUGAUGUGAUAGCGCUGACCCGCCAGGUGCUGAAAGGAUCCCGAAGUCAGGAGCUUCUUGGUCAAGCAGCAAGGAAUAUGGUGAUUCAGGAGGAUGCCAUUCUUCAUGCUGAGGAUAGUCUGAGAAAAAUGUCCAUCAUUACCACACAUUUACAGUACCAGCAGGAGGCUAUCCAGAAGAAUGUCGAGCACUCUAAAAACCUGCAAGACCAGCUGAGACACCUGCUGAAGUGACAAUGACGCAGGCCAACCUCAGCCCACAUCAACACUGUCUGAGCAGGACUGAAACAUCCACAGGAUUUAUUACCAUAUUUAUACCUUAAAACUGUGGGCUGACUGGUUCAGCAGGGAAUGGGACUCACCAAUAAGUACGGCUCUGUAUGAGAUACAGAACUGUGUUGUAAGAAUUGCUCUGCAAAACAACAGCCAUUGAUCAUUUGUAGAACAUUUUCAACAGUUGUAUUAAAGUAUUGUUUUGACUACC